AUGUAUGCAACUCAUCCUCGGCUGGCUCUGAUUGCCACGAUCAUCACUCCCAUCAACAUGAUCUUAGUGAGGCGCACUGGAAAGACCGUGGGCCACUAUGGCGUCGUGCAGAAUCAUGCCAUGGCAAAGGCCAAUGCAGUUGCGGUGGAGGUGUUGGGCAGCAUUCGGACAGUGCAGUCGAAUGUUGGAGAGCAGCAGGAGGCGGUGUUCUUCACAGAGCGGCUGAAUCGGUACCUUAGAAUCAUCAAGGCAACCGUCUAUCUGGAGACCGUUCUGCGCUUUACGCAGUAUGGGCUUUCGAAGAUACGGAACAUUGUUGUCCUAGCCGUGGCAAUGCACCAGGUCAUCACCGGCUCGCUAACCAUAGGCGGCUAUACAGCUUUUUCCCAGUACGUGAAUUUGUACGAGGACGGUUUCAAGAAUCUGGCCGAUAUUUGGAUCAACUUCAAGCAAACCGUCACCUCAACAGGUAAGUUCAUUCAGCUGCUGCUCAGAAGACCUGAGAUACCCUUCGAGGGCGGAAUUCUGCCUGCGGUGUGUCGUGGCAGCCUGGUGCUGGAGGACGUCUCUUUUGCAUACUCCGGCCGUGCGGACCUUCAGGUCUUGACAAGGGUUCGACUUGAAGCCAAUCCUGGGGAUAUCGUUGCCCUAAUCGGUGAAAGCGGUGCGGGUAAGACAACUCUUGGCCGUCUCCUCUUGCGAUACUAUGAUCCAAGCGCCGGAUCGAUCACGUUGGACGGCUUAGACUACAGGAGCUACAACAUCCGCUGGCUCCGUUCGCAGAUCGGCUUCGUAGAGCAAGAGCCCGUUCUCUUCGACAGGAAGUUGAGCGACAACAUCGCCUACGGAAGUGCCAAAGGUGCACCUAAGGAAGAGAUCGAGGCAGCUGCUCGUCGGGCUAACGCUCACAAGUUCAUCACGGACCUGCAAAGCGGAUACGAGACCCAUCCCGGAGAGCGCGCGGCUCGAAUAUCUGGUGGGCAAAAGCAGCGUGUCGCCAUCGCGCGAGCAAUCAUCCGAAAUCCCAAGAUGCUCGUCUUGGAUGAGGCGACCAGUGCCUUGGACAGCGAGAAUGAGCACAUUGUACAGCAAGCUCUCGAUGAGCUGAUGAGAGGCAAGACCAUCUUCAUCAUUGCGCAUCGCUUGUCCACUGUAGUGCGGUCGACGAGAAUUCUCGUCUUGGACAAGGGCCACGUGGUAGAGCAGGGCACACAUGACGAGCUGGUUUCCAAUGAGCAAUCAAGGUAUGCUAGUUUCAUGAAGCAUCAGAUUGUGAGCCCGCUACUUUCGUGA
Messenger RNA from Symbiodinium necroappetens, 1293 nucleotides. NCBI's taxonomy places the organism in Eukaryota, Dinophyceae, Suessiales, Symbiodiniaceae. The record is from the annotation of a GenBank genome assembly.